This is a messenger RNA of Olea europaea var. sylvestris, 423 nucleotides long. RefSeq lists its product as uncharacterized. The transcript has 2 exons. Lineage: Eukaryota; Viridiplantae; Streptophyta; Magnoliopsida; Lamiales; Oleaceae. Bases 1 to 423 code for a protein of 140 amino acids. The record is from RefSeq and is a predicted model, not a curated record.
AUGUCUCCAUACCGCCUAGUUUUUGGAAAAGCGUGUCAUCUGCCACUAGAAAUGGAGCACCUGGCAUAUUGGGCUAUGAAACAGUUAAAUAUGGACUUGAGUGCCGUCGGUGAAAAGCACCUACUGCAACUUAAUAAGUUAGAUGAAUUUAGAAUGAAAGCUUGUGAAAAUUCAAAACUCUACAAGGAACAAACCAAGAACUGGCAUGACAUACAUAUUCAGAGGCGAGAAUUCGAAGUGGGGCAGCAAGUACUAUUGUAUAAUUUGAGACGCAAGCUAUUCCCAGGAAAACUACGAUCACAGUGGUCGGGUCCUUACACUAUCACGAAAGCCCUACCAUAUGGAGCAUACAAGUUAGCCAUGAGACUAAGGGUUAUCAAUCUUUCACGUGUAUCUAAGCAUUACACACAUAAGGUGGCAUGA